AUGGACAGUGGUAGCAAUUUCUUGGCCGAGUUUGACCACUUAUUAGGCAUUCCGCCGCCAACAGUCGAGAAUUCAAGCGUGGCGUCCAACACCUUCCCAGACUAUGCUUCCCCUUCAUUUGACCUGGACUUUUGGGGGUCCAUUUCCAACGACAAUACGCAGUCUUUCUUCACUGCUUCUCUGGAUCCCAUGAUCACUCUGCCAGGACUUCAAGUAGAUUACCAGCCCGGCACUACUACGGGCUCCCAAAGUACUGGACUCAGUCAGAACAACCUAGCGGUGUUCAACAGAUUAUCCGAGUCCCAUGAUCCCGCGCCCACGCAGGCUGCUGCGCCGGCCAAGCCAGAGUCGUCCACCACCUCGUCGAAGCCGCGUUUCUUGCCCCCGAAGGGCCCCCGCAAACAGCACCGGACCGGCUUCCGUCAACUGCCUGGAGCCAACGGAAAGAUCAAACGAGGCCGGCCUUCGAAGAAGGAGUACCAGCUGGCGGGCGUGGAGGUGGACAUGUAUGCGCUCAAGGGCAUCACUCUCCAUGGGCCGGCCAAGUCUUGGAACGAAGUCAAGGGCGGCGAAGCAAUCGCCAGAAGGGCCGGAGUGAGCAGGUCCAGCCGAAAAUCAAAGAGCUCCGUCUCAUCUGAUGUCAAGUCAAAGCCCGCACCCGGACCAUCCACUUUUCCCACAAUCCCGGAAGAACCUCUCUCCGAGCAAGUUCCGAGCCAGAGCUACAGCGCCCUCCAAGAUACGCUCCUCCCGCCAUCCGCCCAGCCUCAGGGGAAUUCCGCCUUCAACUACCAGUGGCCCAACUUGGCCGACAGCCAGAACUUGGCGGAUCAUGAAUUCCUGCCAGCUGUUCGUCCCAACUUAGAUUUCUCCCUCGGCAGGAAUUGGGAUAGCAGCCUUUCAAGCCAGUCGUACAGCACCACCAGUAAUGCCGUUGGACUUGAUGGUAAUCUUCUGCCUAAUAUUACUUACCCAGACUCCCAAUACAGCACUGGAGGCUCGUAUAACCCCACUCUAUAUUCCGAGCAAGUUCCGAGCCAGAGCUACAGCGCCCUUCAAGAUAUGCUCUUCCCACCAUCCGCCCAGCCUCAGGGGAAUUCCGCCUUCAACGACCAGUGGCCCAACUUGGCCGAUAGCCAGAACUUGGCGGAUCUUGCAUUCCUGUCAGCUGUUCAUCCCAGUUCAGAUUUCUCCCUCGGCACCAAUGGGGAUGGCCGCCUUUCGAGCCAGUCGUACAGCACCAUCAGCAAUGCCGUUGGACUUGAUGGUAAUCUUCUGCCUAUUACUUACCCAGACUCCCAAUACAGCACUGGAGGCUCGUAUAACCCUAACGUAUAUAACCAGUCCACAUACCCUUCGGAAUUCCCGAAUUUUCAACACUAA
Molecule: messenger RNA, 1383 nt
Organism: Puccinia triticina
Lineage: Eukaryota; Fungi; Basidiomycota; Pucciniomycetes; Pucciniales; Pucciniaceae
Exons: 2
Coding region: 1-1383 (460 amino acids)
Source: RefSeq, a predicted model, not a curated record